Messenger RNA from Exophiala aquamarina CBS 119918, 777 nucleotides. RefSeq lists its product as uncharacterized. Lineage: Eukaryota; Fungi; Ascomycota; Eurotiomycetes; Chaetothyriales; Herpotrichiellaceae. The record is from RefSeq and is a predicted model, not a curated record. The annotation marks the transcript as partial. Gene Ontology annotation, biological process: protein phosphorylation. The transcript has a single exon. Gene Ontology annotation, molecular function: ATP binding; protein kinase activity.
GGCACCAGUCUGCUCGCUCCCGACAAUGACACGUACGACAAUCGCAUUUUCAGCUGUCUCGUUAUCUGCCCUGCUGGCCGGGCGAUCCACAGCUACGAGUCGCCAUUGGAGCUGCUGGGAGCACUCCGCGACGCCAUCACGGCGCACAGGUCCCUCUACCUGGAAGGCAAGGUCUUACACCGGGACAUCUCCGAGAACAAUAUCAUCAUCACCGACCCCAAAAGGAAUGACGGUUUCAUGGGCAUGUUGAUUGACUCGGACCUUGCCAAGGAGCUUGGUAGUGGGCGUACCGGUGCGCGGUGUCGCACCGGGACGAUGGAGUUCAUGGCCAUUGAGGUCCUGCUUGGGAUCUCACACACCUAUCGGCAUGAUCUCGAAUCGUUCUUUUAUGUUCUUAUCUGGCAAUGCGCCCGUCGUGGCUGGAAAUUUCUGGGCAACUCCAAGGAGCAGCCGACACGAAGUCUGUUGACAAAAUGGUACACCGGCAGCUAUCGAGAGAUUGCGAGUGCCAAACGGGGGCAUAUGCACGUUGAUGGAUUCGAAGAUAUCCUGGAAGAGUUGCCACAACCGAACUUCGACCCUGUCAAGCAACUUUGCAGGGAGUUGCGACAGAUUUUGUUUCCUUACCGGGGCGGACUCUUUAUUGGGACGCCGAAGGACCCGGAGAUUCUCUAUGGCCCAAUCGUGAAAGCGUUCGACGAGGCCAUUGUUGGUAUGAGGACUCAGAAGAACAAGGUGCUCGAGUCCGAGAUUGGAUUUGUGCAUGGUCCACUGUAG